AUUGGAUUUGUACUGAUAGACAAUGAAAAUCGACAAUUAUGGAGGGAUUAUUUGGUAUCUCAAAUAUUUCGGCCUACCUUUAGCAUUGUGCGUUACUAUAUGCAAAGUAUACAACCGAGUGUCGCAGAAAAAGCAAAGGGCUACUUUACAAGGAAAGGUUGUACUCAUAACUGGGGCCAGUUCUGGCAUAGGGGAAGCAUUGGCUCAUGCUUUCUAUGAGCAAGGAAGUAAGGUUGUAUUAGCUGCUAGAAGGGAACCUGAACUCAAUAGAGUUAAAACAGACUUGUUAUCUAAGAAGCUGCCAACUGCUACUCUUGAACCCAUUGUAAUUCGUUUGGAUCUAGCAGAUCUGGAUAGUCUGGAAGGUUUUGCCAAAAAUGUACAAACUCUUUGUGGCCAGGUGGACAUUUUGAUUAACAAUGGUGGGGUAUCUCACAGAGAUUCAAUACUGCACACAAAGAUAGAUGUUGACAAACAAAUCAUGUAUAUCAACUACUUUGGUCCUGUGUGCUUAACAAAAGCUUUGCUGCCAAAGAUGGUUGAACAAAAGAGUGGUCAUAUAGUAUUUGUAAGCUCUGUUCAAGGAUUGAUAGCUAUCCCAGAUCGUUCUGCGUAUGCUGCAUCCAAGUUUGCCAUGCAGGCAUUCGGAGAUGCAUUGAGAUCUGAAAUGCAUCAGCAUAAUGUUAAUGUCUCUGUAGUAAGCCCUGGAUAUGUCAAGACUGCAGUUUCUCUAAACGCCCUAAAGGGCAGUGGAGAAAGACAUGCAGUGAUGGAUCAGUCAACUGCUGAAGGGUUUUCUGCAGAGUAUGUUGCAGACAGGAUUCUGGACAUGGUAGUGUCCAAAGAAAAUGAUCUAGUGAUUAGUCAGUUUCUACCAAAAGUGGCAAUAUUCCUCAGACACAACAUGCCAGGACUCUAUCAUUGGGCAAUGACCAGAAGGGCUACCAAAACAAGUGUCCCAUAAAUUACUGUUCCUCGU
Messenger RNA from Cydia strobilella, 979 nucleotides. Its product is annotated as dehydrogenase/reductase SDR family protein 7-like. The transcript has 5 exons. The record is from RefSeq and is a predicted model, not a curated record. Gene Ontology annotation, molecular function: oxidoreductase activity. Bases 23 to 964 code for a protein of 313 amino acids. Lineage: Eukaryota; Metazoa; Arthropoda; Insecta; Lepidoptera; Tortricidae. Gene Ontology annotation, cellular component: membrane.